CACCACCAGGCUACCACUCAAAGUCCCAGUCAAUUAACCCCCACGAACUCCACCGUGCGUGAAGUCUACUCCUCCCUACCGCCACUCCCGGCGGCUCGUCGCUCGUUCAUCGCCGCAACUUCCCGGCGACGUCGAUCUACAACAUUAUUAGGUUUAUAAAUAUAAUCUAUACUACUAAUCUUCGUCUUCCUCCUCUCGAUCGAUCUGCUUGCCAUUUCUGGAGUACUAUAUAUAUGUUGUGCGCCGCGGCAUGCAACUUGGCGUCGCAAGCUCUGUCGUACGACUGGUGAGCUUGUAUCCAAUCUGAUCAGAUCCGCGCACAAGGGCGGCGGCGGCCGGCCGCGCCGGGAGCACGGGGUGAUGAAGGGCCCGGACAAGAGGAGCAGCACGCAGGCGAGCGCCGCGUUCCAGUCGCUGCGGCUCGUCUUCGUCCUCGCGACCGUCAUGUGGGCGUCCUUCCUCUACUACCAUUUCACCGUGCUCAGCGCCGGGGCGAGGAGGGCGACGGUGCUGGACGGCGCCAGCGCCGACCCGUGCCGGGGGCGGUACGUCUACGUGCACGACCUGCCGCCGCGCUUCAACGCCGACAUCCUCCGGGGUUGCCAGAACACCAGCGACCAGUACCGCUGGCCCGACAUGUGCGGUUUCAUCAGCAACGCCGGCCUGGGCCGCGCGCUCGCCGACCCGCUCGACGGGGACUUCACCGGCGAGAACGGCUGGUACGGCACCCACCAGUUCGCGCUCGACGCCAUCUUCCACAAUCGGAUGCGGCAGUACGAGUGCCUGACCACCCACUCCGCCCUCGCCAACGCCGUCUUCGUCCCCUUCUACGCCGGCUUCGACUUCGUCCGCUACCACUGGGGCUACGACAACGCCACCAGGGACGCCGCGUCCGUCGAGCUCACGGACUGGCUCAUGCGCCGGCCGGAGUGGGCGCGCAUGGGCGGGCGAGACCACUUCCUCGUCGCCGGCAGGACGGGGUUUGACUUCCGGCGGAGCAACAACAUGAACCCGAGCUGGGGCACCGACCUGCUCAACAUGCCGGGCGGGCGGGAGAUGUCGGUGCUGGUGCUGGAGGUGUCACGCGUGCCGCAUAGCCGGGAGUACGCCGUGCCGUACCCGACCUACUUCCACCCGAGGUCCGACGCCGACGUGCGCCGGUGGCAGGACAGGGUGCGCGGUCUGGAGCGCCGGUCGCUGAUAGCGUUCGUCGGCGCGCCGCGGCCGGACAACCCGUACAACAUCCGGCAGCAGAUCAUCGCGCAGUGCGAGGCCUCCGACGUGUGCCGCCUGCUGGGCUGCGGGUUCGGCACCAGCCAGUGCCACACCCCCGGCAACAUCAUGCGGCUGUUCCAGAGGGCCACCUUCUGCCUGCAGCCCCCCGGCGACUCGUACACGCGGCGGUCGGCGUUCGACUCCAUGGUGGCCGGCUGCAUCCCGGUGUUCUUCCACCCGGUGUCGGCGUAUCUGCAGUACUGGUGGCACCUCCCGGUGCACCACGAAACGUACUCGGUGUUCAUCCCGGAGGACGACGUGCGGUCGCGGAACGUGAGCAUCGAGGCCGUGCUCCGGGCCAUCCCGCCGGAGACGGUGGAGCGGAUGCGGGACGAAGUGAUCAAGAUGAUACCCAGGCUGGUGUACGCGGACCCAAGGUCGAAGCUGGAGACGGUGAAGGACGCCUUCGACGUCGCCGUCGAGGGGAUCAUCGACAAAGUGGCCAGGGCCCGGGCCGAGGCGGCCGCGGACGAGUCGUCGUUCAGUCACGCCAUGGAGAUGUUUGGGUUCCGGCGAAAAUAAGUUACUCGUAGUACCAACCAAAAUAGAUGCAUAAUCCAUUGACAGAAUGUAGAUCAAGUCGAUAUUAUAAUUUGUGGUAUGUGCCACUCAAUUUAUUAUACAUA
This is a messenger RNA of Aegilops tauschii subsp. strangulata, 1901 nucleotides long. Its product is annotated as xyloglucan galactosyltransferase KATAMARI1 homolog. NCBI's taxonomy places the organism in Eukaryota, Viridiplantae, Streptophyta, Magnoliopsida, Poales, Poaceae. The record is from RefSeq and is a predicted model, not a curated record. Gene Ontology annotation, molecular function: glycosyltransferase activity.